Molecule: messenger RNA, 3913 nt
Organism: Megachile rotundata (alfalfa leafcutting bee)
Lineage: Eukaryota; Metazoa; Arthropoda; Insecta; Hymenoptera; Megachilidae
Gene: hrm
Product: solute carrier family 16 member hermes
Biological process (GO): monocarboxylic acid transport; transmembrane transport
Molecular function (GO): monocarboxylic acid transmembrane transporter activity
Source: RefSeq, a predicted model, not a curated record
GUAUAUUUCUAAAUCUUCAAAUCGGUAGCUUUUCUAAUUUUAAAAUCAUAAAGUUCUCGAACCCUUAUAUUUCUUAGUUUGGCAGUUUGUCAAUUUUUAAUUUUCCAAUCAAAAUCCAACGAGUAGUGAAGCUUCUUUUUCUCGCGCCGCCAUUUUCCCUAGAGAAGACUGCCAUGCUUGUCAUUAUACACUGACGCCAUGCUUGAUGGCACUGUAAUGUUUAAAGUUUGAUUUUGGCAAUCCAAGGUUGUGGAAAGGGUUGAGAAUCGCUGAAAUAGAAGGUAAUAGAGUAGGAUGGCUAGACAAAGGAAAGAGAGAUAGAGAGGACACCAUUGAAAAAAGAAAGAGUGGGGAACCGUAGAAUGCUGGAGGGAAGGACGUGGGCGUAGUGGGGAACAGGACUCGAAGUAGUGGUAAACGGGUCUGCGUAAUACACAGCUGAUCAGUCGUUCCGUGACAGGCAAGUCGUGUGGUUGUUAUCUGGUUUGAAGGGGCGUAUUCGUGAGGGUUUUUACUCGGGAUGACAGCAAGCCAUCGCGUAUAAGCAUUUCGUGUGCAUACAUGCCAUUGUUCACGUGCUCUAUGCAAUUUGACAAAGCGUCGAAAUCAAGAGGAACGGGCGGAGGUGUUGGCCCAGUGAAAUUGCUCACAACAUCAACGCGCUGCGGGCUGCAGUUCGUGACGUCGUCGGGUCAUUUACAUCGUAGAUAUUUUUCCCUUUUUCGAAGAAAAUCGUUAACGCGCGGAAGGUCUAUGACCGAUUCACGGGGCCUGCCUUAUCAAAGGAGUAGAAAAAGCCACAGUAACGUAGGUGUAAACGGCAUUAGAUUCAAAUUGAUGAAGUCCGAGGCAAUCGCUGAGGAGGACACGACUGCUGAUCCUGCAGUUUGUGAACAUUGAUACUGGUGCAGUCGUAGCUCACGAUAUAUACAUAUAUAUAUCUAUUUUAUGUUGCAAUCCUUCGCUGGAUAUCGGCUAGCUGUUCCUCGCUUGUCUUUACAUUGCAUUUAUUAAUUCACACACGAAUCGUUAUCGUGCAUUGGGUUUUUCUUCGCAACAGCACGAUUGCUUUUACUUUGUAUAAUUAUAUACGGGGUGCAUGUGUAAGCGCGCGCGCGCGCGAGUGUAAACGUGAAAAAGAAAAGGUCGAUGACAAUGCAACGAGUCCAAGAUCAAGACAAUGGAAUUAACAUCAAGUUUGGAGCAAACAAGAACAAAAAAGGGGAUUACAGGCUUGUGUCACAACAUACGGAAAAUGAGAAGAAAAGUAACUUCAAUGGGACCAAUAAACAAGUUAAAAAGGUAACAGCAGAAGAAGACUUAGUUCCACCAGAUGGAGGAUGGGGCUGGCUUGUGCUAUUAGCAUCUGUUAUGGUCAAUCUACUUAUCCCAGGAACAGUGAAAUCUUUUGGUGUUCUUUUUGUUGAAUUUCUUGAAGUUUUUGAUGCAUCACCUGCUGCAGCUGCAUGGAUACCAGCCUUAUGUUAUUUUCUAUACAGUUCACUUGGGCCUCUCUCCAGUAUAUUAUCAGUUAAAUAUUCUUAUCGAACAGUAACUCUAUUAGGAGGAACAUUUGCAGCUGCAGGAAUGAUGCUAAGUUAUUUUGCAAAUUCUGUGGCCUUCCUGUGUGUUAGCUACGGUGUCUUGGUUGGAAUAGGAGCUGGUUUGGCUUUCCCUCCAACUGUGUAUAUUGUAACAUCUUACUUUGUACGACUACGUGGACUUGCAAAUGGACUGUGUAUAUCUGGUAGUGCAUUAGGUUCAAUUUUCCUUCCACCUAUCCUAGGAAUUCUACUACGAGAAUAUGGUUACAGAGGUGCAGUAUUAAUAAUGGGUGCUGUCACCUUAAAUGUAUGGGCGAGUGCUCUUUUGUACGAACCGGUGGAAAAGCACAUGGUGCCGGCAUCACGAACAAACAAGUCGAACGACGACGAUUUAGAAGCCGCAUCAAUCACGGUAACUAGUCCCGAAGACGAGAAGCAACCGAAACAGGUUGUUUCUUCCUCGAAUUCGAACGAGAAGGCUGCACCCAUAGUACCAAAGAGUGCGUCCAGCGUUGCGUUAGAAUAUUACAAGAACACGCCGGUUCAAGGGAGAACCAGGAAGAUCAGCAUGCCAACAGGACGAGAGAUAGCUGGCCAGAUGCAUAGUACUCCAGCGCUGCACGCUGUUCCAGAACGUGGUGCCGAUGCCAACAGAUUGUUCAAGCGCCAGAGAUCACCCUUCCAGUCUCCCAGCACGUCGUCGUUCAAUUACGUUAGCACGCCGUAUCACGGGAGCACGUUGUCCGCUUUGCAUCCAGAAAGAGCGUCCACGUUGACCUUGAACGCGAUAUCGAGCACGUUCACCAGGAAGGCCAACGACGAAACGAGCAAGCACGAAGAGAAGUCAGGGAACAAAUUCUUCGAUUUCAGCUUACUCAAAGACCCGAUUUACUUGGUUAUAUUAAUCUCGAAUUCUACCAACGCUGUUAGUUACACCAACUUCGUUAUACUGUUGCCAGCGUACGCGAUUUCAUUAGGCUUCGACAAAAACAUGUCUUCCCUUCUUCUUUCGACCGUUUCAAUUCUAGAUUUAAUAGGACGUAUCGGGGGUUCAGCUCUAUCCGAUGUCUCAAUAAUGCCAAAGCACUGGUACUUCGUUGGAGGAUUGCUCGUCUCUGGAAUCUCCUUAGCUCUUUUGCCUAUAGCAACUACCUACAGUAUGUUGUCGGUUUAUUGUGGCGUUUUUGGUUUAGCUUCCGGUAUAUAUGUCGGUAUCACCGCGGUUAUAAUGGCUGACAUGUUAGGAACUGAGAAGUUAACUUCCUCUUAUGGGAUUUCGUUGUUCGUUAAUGGAAUCAUACAGCUCAUUGGUCCACCUAUUUGUGGUAUCGUGUUUGAACAGAUCGGGAGCUACGGUCCGAUUUUUAGCAUCUUAGGAAUCAUUUUAGUAGUAGGAGCGUCUUUGUGGGGAUUUGUUCCGUUUAUUAGAAAGAAACAGGACAGUUUAGAGAAGGAAAGUUCAAUUGAAAAAUUAUAGUGUCUCCGGUCAAUAUCGGCGAAAUUUACGGGCGAAGUGUGUGAUGGCUCAGAGCACCGCUUCGAGGGGACGUCGUAACCCAAAAAUUUUAGUACUUCUAUUAUUAUUUUAAUAAAAGAACUGCUCAUCGUGAGCGUUGAAAGUGAAACUUCUUCAGUAGGUGGGGUAAAAGAAUUUGAAAAUUUAGGAAUUUAAAAACUUACAAAUUUGAAGAUUUGAUUAAUCCUCUAUUCAAUCUUCUUCGCACAGAAGUUUCACUAAAAAGUUGGAAGGGGUGUCUCAAAUAAUGAUUUCACCCGGUAUCAUAUUCACUGUCAAUUCAACCUUGUAUCCGGUUAUUGGAAUUGAGUAUUUUACGAAAGACAAGUGUUUGGUCGUAUGAUUAUCUUAGGAUACAAUUAUUACAUCUAUAGAGCGUGUAUUGAAGUCUAUAUAAGAAUAUAAUUAUGAAAUACUGUGAUGUUAGAAUGAAUGUUAUGUAUGUACAUAUAUACCACUGGCACUGUGAUGAUGUUAUAUACGAUCCACGCACACGUAUUUCCGGGUGGAUUAACGAGAAAACAAUUUUCAAAAUAUAUAUUUUUAUGAAAUGUGAAAAUUUCUCUUUUCUCAAAAGUUGGAAGUAUCUUGCCUUACACAUGGACAACAAUUAUUCUUUGGAAAUAAAUUUUCAUUGGUACUAAAAGACAUCAUACAUGAAAGAGUAAGUACUUAGUUUAAUGAUGCACUAGCUGUUGGUGCUAUUGUAAUUAAAAAAAGAUGCAAUAAUAUAAUUUAGUACACGAACAAUUUUCUUAGAAUAUAUGUAUACAAUUGUAAAAAAAUUGAGUAUUUCUCCUUGUUAUAUAUACACACAAACAUUAAAGAUAGGAUCAGUCAAUUUUGUUAUCGA